Molecule: messenger RNA, 1764 nt
Organism: Sinocyclocheilus grahami
Lineage: Eukaryota; Metazoa; Chordata; Actinopteri; Cypriniformes; Cyprinidae
Product: cadherin-12-like
Exons: 10
Coding region: 1-1764 (587 amino acids)
Biological process (GO): homophilic cell-cell adhesion; multicellular organism development; cell-cell adhesion mediated by cadherin
Cellular component (GO): catenin complex; adherens junction; plasma membrane
Molecular function (GO): beta-catenin binding; calcium ion binding; cadherin binding
Source: RefSeq, a predicted model, not a curated record
AUGGCAAGAGGUACAUAUGUGAUGAAGGUGACGGCGACAGAUGCAGACGACCCUACAUACGGCAACAGUGCUAGGGUGGUGUACAGCAUACUUCACGGCCAGCCGUACUUCUCAGUGGAUGCCAAAACAGGAGUCAUCAGGACAGCUCUACCCAACAUGGACCGGGAGGUGAAGGAACUGUAUCAGGUCCUCAUCCAGGCCAAAGACAUGGGCGGACAGUUAGGGGGUCUGGCAGGGACCACCACCAUCAACAUCACCCUGAGUGACGUCAACGACAACCCACCCAGGUUCUCCAAAACUUGCAACCUUAAUAUCAAUGUACCUCUUGGCCUCAAAAAGCCAAACAGUGUCGUCUCUCCGUUGGACUAUGAGACCAAAAAAGCAUAUACAUUUAAAGUGGAGGCCUCCAAUGCACACCUGGAUCCACGGUUCCACAAUUUUGGCCCGUUCAAAGACACAGCAACAGUGAAAAUAAACGUUCUGGAUGUGGAUGAGCCUCCCGUCUUCAGCAAACCCUCCUACGCGAUGGAUGUUUAUGAGGACACGCCACAAGGCACCAUCAUAGGAGCUGUGACAGCACAGGAUCUCGAUGCAGGAAACAGUCCAGUCAGGUAUUCCAUCGACUGGAAGAGUGACCUGGACAGCUUCUUCGACAUCGAUCCUGUCAGAGGAACCAUCUCCACCAAUGAGCUUCUGGACAGGGAGAGUAUAGCCCAGCACAACAUUUCAGUUGUGGCCACUAAAGUUAAUAACCCAGUGCUGACCAGUAGAGUGGCCGUCACAGUUCAUGUGCUGGACAUUAAUGAGUUUCCACCAGAGCUGGCCAUGCCUUACGAGACCUUCGUGUGUGAGAGCGCCAAAGUCGGGCAGGUGAUUCAGGUCAUCAGUGCAAGAGACCAGGAUCUCCCUCAAGCCGGACAAAGAUUUUUCUUCAAAUCCCCUCAAGAGGGAGUGAAGACCAAAAACUUCACCAUCAGAGACUUUGGAAAUAACACUGCCGGAGUCGUGACCUUGCGUGGUGGCUUCAAACGGCGCUCUCAGGAGAUCUACCACCUUCCUGUGGUGAUUGAAGACGGUGGCCUCCAGACUUUGAGCAGCACCGGCACCCUCACCAUCCGUGUGUGCGGCUGUGACACCGAUGGAUCUUUAUUAACGUGCAGCGCUGAAGCCAUUUUCCUCCCUGUGGGCCUCAGUACUGGAGCCCUGAUCGCUAUUCUGGUGUGCAUCGUCAUACUGCUAGUGAUUGUGGUCCUCUACGUUGGGGUUCGGCGGCAGAAGAAGAAAGAGACUCUCAUGACGUCCAAAGAGGACAUCCGUGACAACGUCAUCCAUUACGACGAUGAAGGUGGGGGCGAGGAGGAUACGCACGCCUUCGACAUGGGCACCCUCCGCAACCCCAAAGUCAUCAAGGAAAAUAUGUUUCGCCGAGAUGUUAAGCCAGAGUUGGGUUUGUGUGCACGGCGGCCAGUAGCCUCGCAAAACAGCGCAGACAUCAGCAACUUCAUCAGUCUGCGAUUGCAAGAACAUGAUGGUGACACUUCCGCCCCGCCGUACGACUCGCUGGCCACGUAUGCCUACGAGGGCGAGGGCUCGGUGGCCGAGAGUUUAAGCUCUAUAGAGUCUGUAAAGGGUGAAACAGAGGAGGACUACGAUUACCUCAACGAGUGGGGGCCUCGCUUCAAAACCCUCGCAGGGAUAUUCGAAGAACGAUCAGAGAGCCAAUCAGACGUAACAUCCAGCACCACCACUGAAAACAAACACUGA